AUGUCUGCUCCGAAAAAGAAAUUUGUGCUAAAACACGUUUUCCAAGAUGUUCGGAAUCUCAAAGAAAAUGAGUAUCAACGCGGUCCUACAGAAGAACAUUUCAAUGUUUCAUGGACAAUAGGCGUCACUAGAAGAAAGGGAUACCUUGCUUAUUAUCUCUAUUGUCUUUAUCCUAAAACCACCGAAUGGUCGAUUACCAUUGAGCGGGAAGCGAGACUAAUCUCGGUAGGAGGAAAAGUAGAGAAAAGAAACAUGGUACCGUAUAAGAGUAGUAGCAACAACUCUCCUGGUGUGGGAUGGCAUGAGUUUAUCAAAUGGGAAGAUAUGGAAAAGGAUUAUAUGACCGAUGGAAAUAUCACUAUUGAAGAAUAUAUUAAAAUCAGCAAAAUGACUGGAAUCGCGAAGAAGAAGUUGAGAAAUUUCGACUCCAAUAUGGAUAUAUUCUCAGAUGUCAUUUUGACUGUGGAAAAUGAGAAAUUCUAUGUCUCCAAAUUGUUCCUCGCUACACAAUCCUCGUUCUUUGAAUCGAUUCUAUCGAAAAAGCAAAGGGGGUCUAAAAAACCAGAAAUCAAACUCGAUGGUUGCAAGUCGGAAGAUUUUCAGAACUUUUUGGAAUUGAUAUACGGAGAAUCGCCGAUUGACGAUGAAACAAUCGAUGGAAUUCUUCAAUUGGCUGACAUGUAUAAUGCUGGAAUUGCACUCAAAAAGUGCGAAGAAUUUCUCAUUAGGUACUCGGAGAAAACACUGAAAGAAAAGUUAAAAAUCGCAAAACAGUACGAUAUGGAUAACUUGAUGGAUGGAGUUCUCUCCAGAAUCAAGAAUGUCGCAGACAUUCGCUCUGUUCUCUCAUACGACGUCAGCGAAAUGGAUCCAUCGGUUGUCGCGGCUCUUCUCCAGAAAGCGUUGUCAUAUUUACCAUGA
This is a messenger RNA of Caenorhabditis remanei, 921 nucleotides long. RefSeq lists its product as uncharacterized. The coding region runs from base 1 to 921 and encodes 306 amino acids. Gene Ontology annotation, molecular function: protein binding. Lineage: Eukaryota; Metazoa; Nematoda; Chromadorea; Rhabditida; Rhabditidae. The transcript is spliced from 5 exons. The record is from RefSeq and is a predicted model, not a curated record.